Molecule: messenger RNA, 483 nt
Organism: Paramuricea clavata
Lineage: Eukaryota; Metazoa; Cnidaria; Anthozoa; Malacalcyonacea; Plexauridae
Source: the annotation of a GenBank genome assembly
AUGUGUGCACUUAAACUGGAUAUCAAGCAGUUUCCAACAAGAAAUACGCCUGGUCUACCGAGACAUUCUCCUUCCUCUACUAAAGCCAGCCUGCCACCAUCUUGUAAAUUGAAAGUUAGUUUACAUUUGCUGAAAUUAUCUAUGGUCGCUUCCUCGUUAGUUCUUUUAUCUGGCGAUGUGAGUUUAAAUCCUGGUCCUUAUGCAGAUGAUCUGCCAAAAGCUCGUGGCUUCAAAGUGGCUCACCUGAAUGUACGAAGCUUGGUAAACAAACUGGAUGACAUUAGUCAUCUCGUAAGAAGUAAAUCGUUCGAUAUUUUCUCAGUUUCUGAGACUUGGCUCAAUCCCACUAUAUUGGAUACUGAAAUUGACAUUCCUGGCUAUACGUUAGUAAGACAUGACCGCAAUGGCAAACGAGGUGGUGGAACAGCGAUUUUUGUUCGAGAUGGUAUUCCCUAUAGACACCUAACGGACUUGUUUGACGGG